This is a messenger RNA of Leptosomus discolor (cuckoo roller), 870 nucleotides long. The record is from RefSeq and is a predicted model, not a curated record. Lineage: Eukaryota; Metazoa; Chordata; Aves; Leptosomiformes; Leptosomidae.
AUGGUGGCUUGUUAUCCAGGCAAUGGAACGGGAUAUGUGCGCCAUGUGGAUAAUCCAAAUGGAGAUGGAAGAUGUGUUACGUGUAUAUAUUAUCUUAAUAAAGACUGGGAUGCCAAGGUAAGUGGAGGCAUCCUUCGGAUAUUUCCAGAAGGUAAAGCCCAAUUUGCUGAUAUUGAACCCAAAUUUGAUAGACUGCUAUUCUUCUGGUCUGAUCGCCGCAACCCUCAUGAAGUACAGCCAGCAUUUGCUACAAGGUACGCAAUAACAGUGUGGUAUUUUGAUGCAGAUGAAAGAGCACGAGCUAAAGUAAAAUAUCUGACAGGUGAAAAAGGUGUGAGGGUUGAACUUAAUAAACCUUCUGACUCCGUUGGGAAAGAUGUUUUAUAAGCCUUUGAUUUAGCAACUCCCCUUGCUAUUCUCCCUGAUAAAUCUUGAUGCUAUCUAUUAACUUCUGAAUGUGAAUAACAAGAUAAAGGAAAAUCAACAACAAAACAACAUUUUAAUAAAGAAGCAAACAAGUGUUUCAAUGUUGCAUCAAAUAGAAGGUUCUUUGACUGCUGAAGCGUUGUACUAUGUGAUUGUGACUCCAGGCCUGUGACUGCUUAUGUGAAGAAGAUAAGCAAUCAGUAAGAAACAGCGUAUGCAUCUGGACAUAAAUAAGUGCCCUACAUAGAAUUUGUCCAUCCUUAUAUUUUGCCAGACCUGUCAUCCAGCUAAAUCCAAUUCAUCUCUCCCUUUUUUUAUAUGGUAAAAGUUUGAAUUUUGGGUAAUUUUUGUAUGACCAGGUACAGUUUAUCAAAAUUGAGUCUUAAAAAAAAAAAAAAAAAAAAGAAAAACUGAAAAAAAAAAAAAGAAAAAAAAAAGAAAAAA